Acaromyces ingoldii is the source of this 997-nucleotide messenger RNA. RefSeq names its product alpha/beta-hydrolase. The transcript has 2 exons. Gene Ontology annotation, molecular function: hydrolase activity. The coding region runs from base 1 to 855 and encodes 284 amino acids. NCBI's taxonomy places the organism in Eukaryota, Fungi, Basidiomycota, Exobasidiomycetes, Exobasidiales, Cryptobasidiaceae. The record is from RefSeq and is a predicted model, not a curated record.
AUGGCUGGGUCGAGCCCCGUGGUAAAGAUCCCUCUGGACCCGGACCAGCCCUUCCUGGAGGCGGUCCAUGAGACCUUUGCGGCGUGUGCGGCGGUCCAUGCCCAGCGCCCAAAGGCACAGCACUCGGAGCACCAGUACGGCCCUCACCCGCGCCAGAAGCUCGAUCUGUUCUCCGGUGCUGGCGCCGGCCGACCCCUGGUUGUCUUUAUCCAUGGCGGAGGCUUCGAUCGGGGCGACAAGAGCAUGUAUGCCAACGUCGGCACCUUUUUCGUGGACAGGGGCUACACGGCGGCCAACAUCAACUACCGUCUCGUCGGCGAGCACGGCGCAAAGUAUCCCUCGGGAGGCGAGGACAUAGGUCUGGCGCUGCAGUGGCUCUCGUCGCACGAGUCCGUUGAUGCGUCCAAGAUAUUCCUGUUUGGCACGUCUGCCGGCGCCUUUCAUGCCUCGACGUACCUCUGGAAGCUCUCGUCGGAGCACGCGCGCGUGGCCGGCUUUCUCUGCGCCAAUCUUCCCGCGCACUUUCGCAACUCGGACCCAGGCAGAUCGCAGACGCUCAUCGCCUACCUGGGCAGCGAUCCGUCCCUCGUCGAUGCCAUCACAAUGAGAAAGGCCUCGCGGGACACGACGCCCUGCUUGCUCCUCGUCAGCGACCACGACCUCGAGGCAGAAGUGACCAAGCCGAUGGAGGAGCUCGCCGAGGUGUGGCCCACCGAGCCCAAGCCGGAGCGUGUCAUCAUGGCCGGACAUAACCACUUCAGCCCGGCCAAGGCCCUCAACCUUGGCUCCCCGCUCGACGACUGGACCAUUCCCACGCUCGCAUGGAUGAAAUCUGUGGAGAAUGGCGGUAGAUGAAGGCAGCAGCACUCUUCCGAACUCUCAAGCUGCCCCGGAAGUCUCGUAAUGCAGACAGAUGAUGUACUGUACAGUGCCAUCCAAACCUCCGACUACAGCUUGACUUCCGAUUGCAAUUGAAAUAAUGGCAAAGAAACAUGAC